UUGAUUGCCGAUUGGUAGGUUCUAGAAAUGUGAAAAAUAGGAUUCACGGGUUCUUCAAUCUAUAACGCAAUGUAUAUAUUCUUUUUAAUUCGGAAUUCAGGGAUAUUAAUUUAAGAAAUCACACGAAGAUCUUUGUCGAAGUAGUUUUUCUUUUGGAUUGCAUUUGAAAUCUGAGCAAAAUAGUUUUGGACAGCAAUCGAGGGCUGGCCUUCUUCCUGUUAGAGAUUACAUUCCUUCUAUACCAUUCUGCAAAUUCGUCUUUCCGAUUCUUUGUUUCUGAAAUCUCUGUAUGGUAGAAAAAAUGGCGCAGAACGAACAUAUCUUGGAGUAUACAGAUGGAGACUCGUAUCAACAGGUUAGGCAGGCGCUGAAGGAACGAUCCAAGAAAAUGGCGCAAACGAAGGAGAUGCUAUCGAAACAAGCUGUUCAGACGAAAGAGAUCAUAUCCAAACAGGCGGUUAAGAUCGCUAAGCAGGCCGAAGAACACGAAAGAUUCAUUAACAAGGUCACGCACCUGCUCGGAGUUCUUGGUUUCGGAGGAUUUUGCUUCCUGUUAGGAGCGAGACCUCAGGAUAUUCCAUAUGUAUAUUGUUUUUUUUAUGUUACCUUUGUCCCUCUUCGUUGGAUAUACUAUCGGUUCAAGAAAUGGCACUACUACCUCUUGGAUUUUUGCUAUUAUGCAAACACGAUUUUCAUUGUUGAUCUUCUUCUAUAUCCAAAAAAUGAAAAACUUUUCAUGAUUUGCUUCGCAUUUGCAGAGGGACCAUUAGCAUGGGCGAUCAUUGUUUGGCGUUGUAGCUUGGUUUUUAGUUCUUUUGAUAAAAUAGUCAGUGUUCUUAUACAUCUAAUUCCUGGUUUGGUUUUCUUCACCAUUAGAUGGUGGAACGAGGCUACAUUUAAAGCCAUGCAUCCUGAAAAAACUUCCCCCAGAGCUUCAUGGCCCUAUGUAGAGGACAAGUCAUAUUUAUGGACAUGGCUGUUUGUAGUUCCUUUGGUUGCUUAUACUCUCUGGCAGAUUCUUUACUUUCUGAUUGUCAACGUGUUGCGUCGUCAAAGGUUCUUACGAGAUCCCGAAGUCAUGACUUCAUACAGGGAACUGUCCAAAAGGGCACAGAAAACAAACAAUGUAUGGUGGAAAUUAAGUGGUUUGCUUGGAGAUCAGAAUCGUCUGUUCAUGUACAUUUUGUUCCAGGGAAUAUUUACAGUAUUGACGAUGGCAUUGGCUGUUCCAAUCUUCUUGUCGUAUCGGUUGCACGUUGUUUUCCAGCUGCUAAAGGUUUCAGCCGCCGUCUGGAAUGGAGGAAGCUUUUUGUUAGAGGUCAUGCCAAGGCAGGUGAUUCUGAAGGAGAAGAAGAAAACAGAAACACAGCCACUUCAAGACGAUCAAAAUCAUCUCCCAGUUCCUGCAGCAGACGAAAUCGUCACCGACACUGCUUCAAGGCAAACCUUGCAGUCUUAGUUGCCAUUUUGCUCACACGGGUUUUUGCUUACUGGUACGAGUUCGAUCUUUCUCUCAAACAUACAUAUACACAUAUAUAUCAAUGUUGAUCCAAGACUGUUGUAAGUUCUGUAUUUACAAGCUUUUUCAUAAUCAGCUGCUAUAUCAGUGAUCAAGUAGUUGUUUUUCAUUUGUGUUUCCAUCUCAUAGACAUUGGAGAAUGGCUGUGAAGAAUAGAUACUUUAAACGUUUAAGAUUUUUGUAUUUACUUCAUUUGUUUAAUCCACACGCAUCACAAACAGUGGUAAGGUUUGGACAUGUUAUACCUUUUGAUUAAUGAGAAUAUUACUGCUUCCUUUUCUUCGGGUCAUA
This is a messenger RNA of Cucurbita maxima (winter squash), 1810 nucleotides long. RefSeq lists its product as uncharacterized. The transcript has 8 exons. Gene Ontology annotation, biological process: phosphatidylcholine biosynthetic process. The record is from RefSeq and is a predicted model, not a curated record. Bases 290 to 1459 code for a protein of 389 amino acids. Lineage: Eukaryota; Viridiplantae; Streptophyta; Magnoliopsida; Cucurbitales; Cucurbitaceae.